Microthlaspi erraticum is the source of this 798-nucleotide messenger RNA. The record is from the annotation of a GenBank genome assembly. NCBI's taxonomy places the organism in Eukaryota, Viridiplantae, Streptophyta, Magnoliopsida, Brassicales, Brassicaceae.
AUGGCCCAGACCAUGCUGCUUACUUCCGGCGUCUCUGCGAACCAAUUCUUGAGGAACAAGAACCCUUUGGCUCAGCCUAAAGUUCACCAUCUCUUCCUCUCCGGAAACUCUCCGGUUGCUCUACCAUCUCGAAGACCAUCAUUUGUUCCUCUCGCUCUCUUCAAACCGAAAACCAAAGCUGCUCCCAAAAAGGUUGAGAAGGUGAAGCCAAAGGUUGAAGAUGGUAUCUUCGGAACGUCAGGUGGGAUAGGUUUCACGAAACAGAACGAGCUCUUCGUUGGUCGUGUUGCUAUGAUCGGUUUCGCUGCUUCGUUGUUGGGUGAGGCGUUGACAGGGAAAGGUAUAUUAGCACAGCUAAACCUAGAGACAGGGAUACCGAUUUACGAAGCAGAACCAUUGCUUCUCUUCUUCAUUCUGUUCACUCUAUUGGGUGCAAUUGGAGCUCUUGGAGACAGAGGAAAAUUCGUCGACGAUCCUCCCACCGGACUUGAAAAAGCCGUCAUUCCUCCCGGAAAAGGUGUCCGUUCUGCUCUUGGUCUUAAAGAACAAGGUCCAUUGUUUGGGUUCACGAAGUCGAACGAGUUGUUCGUAGGAAGAUUGGCACAGUUGGGAAUAGCAUUUUCAUUGAUAGGAGAGAUUAUAACCGGGAAAGGAGCAUUGGCUCAACUCAACAUUGAGACCGGUAUACCGAUUCAAGAUAUCGAACCACUCGUCCUCUUAAACGUUGCUUUCUUCUUUGCUGCUGCCAUUAACCCUGGUAAUGGAAAGUUCAUCACUGAUGAUGGUGAAGAAAGCUAA